Cylicocyclus nassatus is the source of this 1056-nucleotide messenger RNA. Lineage: Eukaryota; Metazoa; Nematoda; Chromadorea; Rhabditida; Strongylidae. The record is from the annotation of a GenBank genome assembly.
UAUUUUUUAAUCCUCUAUAGGUGCGAUGCAUCUUACAAAGCUGUUACGGUUUCCUCGAAAACCUUUCAAAGAAUUAGAUUAUGCUCGUCAUAUGCCUAAAGAAUAUGUAGAAAGGAUGAAAAGAACAAUUCCGCGGAAAGUUUACAGUGGAAGAUUUGGUGCACCUGAUAUCACUCGGUGGGUACUUCAUCCCGACGAUUACGUACCUACUUUUGAAAGACCUUGGACCAACGAUGAGCUUUCAAAAGCUACCGAAAGAGCUCAUGAAUAUCACCAAGCAAUGAUGAACAACAAAUUUUUCCCUUUCCGGCAAAAUAAUGUGCCUAGAAUAAAAGACGAGGAGUGGACGUUUUUCCCCGGAGACUUAGUUCAGGUCAUGGUCGGCAAGGACAAGGGAAAGCAAGGGACCGUCAUGUCGAUAUCACGUGAUACCAACGAGGUUCUAGUUGAAGGAAUGCAUUGCAAACUUGAGGUCGAAGUAGAAGGAGUAAAGAAGCUGGGAAUUGAUGAGACCCUAAGGUGGAAAGAGCAGCCACUAAGGGUGGACAAAGAACAGGUGAAGCUUGUGGAUCCCAACGAUAACGAGCCUUGCGAAGCGAAAUGGACUCUAAACACCGCUGGCGACGAAUAUAUACGAAUUUCUGAACGAUCAGGUUUUGAGAUCCCCAUACCUAGCCAAGCGAAAGUAACCUAUGAAUACCUGCAACCAGAAAAGUACAUAGAAGUAGAGGAUAAAGAUACACCGCCGAAUCUAGUCUUAGAACGCACUUAUGUUCCAAAAUUGGCCUCAUUUGAAGAAGAAAUUGCCGCUGAGAUGGGCAUCAAAGAUUUCAAGCCUCCGAAACCAACAUACUGGUACUGAUCAUCAUACAUAGAUUCUUCUGUAACUCAUCGCUAGUUCUGAAUUCUUAGGAUUGUUGAUUUUGUUUAUUUUUUACCGAAUCAUAAUGCAUGAUAUCACAUUUAUCUCCUAGCAUGUGUUAAUACUUGUACAAAGCUCAGUGAAAUGUUAAAAUGACCCCGUUUUGACUGGCAACAAAUAAAAUAUUAAAAUUU